This is a messenger RNA of Morus notabilis, 2847 nucleotides long. RefSeq names its product protein ACTIVITY OF BC1 COMPLEX KINASE 7, chloroplastic. The coding region runs from base 364 to 2541 and encodes 725 amino acids. Gene Ontology annotation, biological process: regulation of response to reactive oxygen species. Lineage: Eukaryota; Viridiplantae; Streptophyta; Magnoliopsida; Rosales; Moraceae. The transcript has 18 exons. The record is from RefSeq and is a predicted model, not a curated record.
AAAGCGACCUUGUGGUGCUGGUUGAAGAUCCCAUUUUCUGGUCUUUUGUCCUAAACAAAAACAUAGUUGUCAAACGUUCAUUUACAAUCGAUAGUACUGUUUUCUUCCUUUUCUUUUGAUUGCUUGACGAGUUUAUAUAGUUGGAAACUCCGACAAGCUGCUACUACUCUAGUUCUGUUACGUUAUUAUUUUAUGUUUUUUGCACGUUAUAAAUUUCUUUAUUAGUUAUCAUUGCACAUAUAUUUUACUAUAUUUGACUUCUCAAAGCUUCACCAGUCCCCUCAGAAUGAACAUCAUUUGAUACCGAACCUUUUGGAAGCUUCAAUCUUGCAUCUUUCUGACCAAGAGUCUGAAUAUUAAUAGAUGGCAGCAGUACUGGCUUCAAGCAGUUGCUGUUGCCAUAGUAUGGAGUUGGUAAAUCAAGAGAAUCUCAGUUUCUCAGGCGCAAUUUCAGUUUCAAAGUUUCCAAACUCUGUAAAACCAAGAUAUAACUAUCCACCUCGUGCCGACGAAAGUAUUCGGUUUCGGGUGAAAAUGCAGCAGGCAGAACCGCCGUCGAAGUUGGGUGUCAAUGGAAGAGCUGUAAAGAUGGUACCAGCAAGUGAGGUAGUGAAAAGGAGAACCCAAUCUAAAGAAAAAGUGGAGAAAGUGAAUGGCUUCCCAAAAAAAGUAGAGAAAGUGAAUGGUUUCACAAACAAAGUAGAGAAAGUGAAAGUGAAUGGUUCAGUUGUUAAUGGAGUUAGUUUAGUUAAAAGCAGUCCUGCAUCGUCAUCAAUUGUUAAGACGCCAAAGGUUCGAGUCUCUAAAGAACUUCCGCCAUUGGAGGAGCUAAAGGUUUUGCCCACAGAUGAAGGCUUCAGUUGGGCCAAUGAGAACUAUAACUCCUUGCAAAGGAGUAUAGAUGUUUGGUCUUUUGUUAUCUCAUUCCGUAUUCGUAUCCUAUUCGACAAUGCGAAAUGGGCCUAUUUGGGUGGCUUCACAGAAGAUAAGCAGAAAAAUAGAAGGCGGAAGACCGCUUCAUGGCUUCGAGAACGUGUGCUGCAGCUUGGCCCGACAUUUAUCAAACUUGGACAGUUAUCUUCAACAAGGUCAGACCUGUUUCCCCGUCAGUUUGUGGAUGAGCUUGCCAAGUUGCAGGAUAGAGUCCCAGCCUUCUCGCCAGAUAAAGCAAGACGCUUUAUUGAGAGUGAACUUGGAGCUCCUAUCAACAUAUUGUUUAAGGAAUUCGAGGAACAGCCGAUUGCUGCUGCGAGUCUUGGUCAGGUUCAUCGGGCUAUCCUGCAUAAUGGAGAGAAAGUAGUUGUAAAAGUCCAAAGACCAGGCCUCAAGAAGCUUUUCGACAUUGAUCUACGAAAUUUGAAGCUAAUUGCAGAGUACUUUCAGAGAAGUGAAACUUUUGGGGGUCCAACCAGAGACUGGAUUGGUAUAUAUGAAGAAUGUUCAACGAUUUUGUAUCAAGAAAUCGACUAUAUAAACGAAGGGAAAAAUGCUGAUCGGUUUCGCCGAGAUUUUCGGAAUAUAAAGUGGGUCCGAGUACCUUUGGUGUUUUGGGAUUACACUGCCACAAAGGUGCUGACCUUGGAAUAUGUACCAGGAAUUAAGAUAAAUGAACUGAAUAUGCUCGAUUCGCGGGGUUAUAGUCGAUCUAGAAUUUCAUCACGCGCUAUCGAAGCAUACUUGAUUCAGAUACUAAAAACAGGUUUCUUCCAUGCUGAUCCUCAUCCCGGAAAUCUUGCGAUUGAUGUGGAUGAAACAAUUAUCUACUAUGAUUUCGGUAUGAUGGGCGAGAUCAAGACUUUCACCAGAGAGCGGUUACUUGACCUUUUCUAUUCUAUUUAUGAGAAAGAUGCAAAGAAGGUCAUGAGAAGUCUCAUAGAUCUCGGAGCAUUACAGCCAACAGGAGAUAUGUCAUCGGUAAGAAGAUCUGUGCAGUUCUUUUUGGAUAACUUGUUGAGCCAGACACCGGAUCAGCAACAGACUUUGGCUGCGAUUGGCGAGGAUUUAUUUGCAAUAGCACAAGAUCAACCGUUUCGGUUUCCAUCUACAUUUACUUUCGUCAUCAGGGCAUUUUCAACUCUAGAAGGCAUAGGCUACAUCCUUGAUCCAGAUUUUUCCUUUGUGAAGAUUGCUGCACCAUAUGCUCAGGAGCUUCUAGAUUUAAAACAGAAGCAGCGGACUGGGACACAACUUGUGCAAGAAAUAAGGAAACAAGCCGAUGAUGCUAGAACCUACACCAUGUCCAUGCCAUACAGAGUUCAGAGAAUAGAAGAGUUUGUGAACCAACUGGAGGCUGGAGAUUUAAAACUUCGAGUGCGAGUGCUUGAGUCUGAAAGAGCGGCUCGAAAAGCGACGAUACUACAGAUGGCGACAAUGUAUACAGUCAUUGGUGGUACCUUGCUAAACCUUGGGGUCACUUUCAGCAGCCAAGGCAGCCAAGUUGUUGCAAAUGGAUCAUUCGUUGGGGCAGGAGUCUUUUUGGCAUUGUUUGCUAGGUCUAUGCAAAGGGUGAAGAAACUUGAUAAAUUUGAGAAGAUGAUAUGAUCUCUCACUAUACAAGUCAAAUAAUCCAUUUUGUUGAAAGCCUUAAUAAAAGAAAUAUAUAUUCUAAUUCUUUUACUUGCAUAUAAUACACGUCUGCGUUUCAUACAGAACACCUAAGAGGAAAUACUUUCUACUGUUGGACACAAAAGAGAACAUUUUUUCUGUUUCACACAAAUAGUAAUAAUAACAAGAAAGGUCUUCUGGGGGAGCUGUUUUAUUCUGGCAUUAAUGUUCAUGUGUUAACGUAACUGGUACCACUAAUAAUACGUGAGUCAUAUAUAUUUGUAAGAUUAACAUGAGUAGUGG